Messenger RNA from Selaginella moellendorffii, 1359 nucleotides. RefSeq names its product mannosyl-oligosaccharide 1,2-alpha-mannosidase MNS1. The transcript has 12 exons. Gene Ontology annotation, biological process: N-glycan processing; carbohydrate metabolic process. The record is from RefSeq and is a predicted model, not a curated record. Bases 79 to 1359 code for a protein of 426 amino acids. NCBI's taxonomy places the organism in Eukaryota, Viridiplantae, Streptophyta, Lycopodiopsida, Selaginellales, Selaginellaceae. Gene Ontology annotation, cellular component: endoplasmic reticulum; Golgi membrane. Gene Ontology annotation, molecular function: mannosyl-oligosaccharide 1,2-alpha-mannosidase activity; calcium ion binding.
UCCAAUUUUGUGCAGGAAGAUCUGAAGUUUGCUCCUACAGAUGAGACCUUGCAAAGAAGAGAGAGAGUGAGGGCAGCCAUGCUCCAUGCCUGGACAUCAUAUGAGAAAUUCGCCUGGGGUGAAGACGAGCUACAACCUUUGACAAAAAAUGGGGUGAACAGUUUUGGUGGUCUUGGUGCCACCAUUAUAGACGCAAUGGACACACUCUAUAUCAUGGGCCUCCACACCCAAUUUCAGAAAGCUAGAACGUUCGUAGCUGGGCUCAACUUUAACAUAAACUAUGAGGUCAAUCUGUUUGAAACAACAGUUCGAAUUCUGGGAGGGUUGAUAAGCACAUAUGACCUCACAAAGGAUGAUAUUUUCUUAACGAAAGCGAGACAAUUAGCCGAUAGGUUACUUCCAGCAUUCAAUACUGAGACUGGAAUACCCUAUGGGAGGGUGAAUCUGGCAAGUGGAGAGGCGAGAAAUCCUGGAGCCAGUGUGCUGGCUGAACUUGGAACCUUGCAAGUUGAGUUUAUUGCUCUGUCACAAAGAACUGGAUUGCAAAAGUAUCGCAUCAAGGUUGAAACUGCCAUGAGAACAAUUCAGAAAAUAUUUCCAAAAGAUGGACUCCUUCCUGUUUACAUUGACCCACAUACCCUACAACGGUAUGACAAAGUUACCUUUGGGGGUACAGGUGACAGCUUUUAUGAGUACCUUCUAAAAACAUGGGUUCUUGGAGGUAAAACACAAGCAGUACAAGGUUAUAGACAAAUGUGGGAGAGAUCUAUGGAUGGUUUGAUGACCUUGAUUAAAAAAAAAGCACCAUACUAUUAUGUAUUUGAACGCAAUAGUAAUGGUGACCUUUUUCCCAAGAUGGAGGAGCUUGCUUGUUUUAUUCCUGCUAUGCUUGUUCUUGGCUCUUAUGAUGCUUCAGCUCAAAAGAAAAAUCAGUAUCUUUGGCUUGCCCAACAGUUGACCACCACCUGCUAUAAUUUUUUCUAUUCCUCACCUAUAAGAAUUGCUGCUGACACUUAUAUUUAUAAUGGCAAGGAAAUGACAAUUCAAGAUCCAAAGAACAUUAUGAGACCAGAGACUCUUGAGUCAAUUUUUUAUAUGUGGCGAUUAACAAACAAUAAAGCAUAUAGAGAAUGGGGUUGGAACAUUUUUUUGGCAUAUGAGAAAUACUCACGAGUGGAAAAUGGCUAUGUUGGUCAUGUUGAUGUUAUUACUGGUAAAAAAGACAAUAAGAUGCAAAGUUAUUUUUUAGCAGAGACCCUUAAGUAUCUUUUUCUUUUAUAUUCUUCUUCUGAUAAUUUUCUUUUCAAUCAAUGGGUAUUUAACACAGAGGCUCAUCCCAUCAAAAUUAUUCCUAGGUAA